Messenger RNA from Oryzias latipes (Japanese medaka), 3086 nucleotides. RefSeq names its product Kruppel-like factor 3 (basic). NCBI's taxonomy places the organism in Eukaryota, Metazoa, Chordata, Actinopteri, Beloniformes, Adrianichthyidae. Gene Ontology annotation, biological process: regulation of transcription by RNA polymerase II. Gene Ontology annotation, molecular function: DNA-binding transcription factor activity, RNA polymerase II-specific; RNA polymerase II cis-regulatory region sequence-specific DNA binding. The record is from RefSeq and is a predicted model, not a curated record.
GCGGAUCAUGUGACAGACGACAAAAGCGAACACUGACUCUCACAGUCCCAUUGAGAGACGUACGGCCUCACGGAGAGGACUUUCGGAACUUUGGGAAGUUUUCUUUUUCUUUUCGGAACCGUCGUUCACCGUCCGUGUUUCCCCCAGAGCCUCAUAUCUGUGACACCGCGGAGAGCCCCAGCGGCUCGUGCGUCACUUUUUUUUUUUUUUACCUCCCCUCUCCUGCGGAGUUAUUUCUGUCCGAGAAGGAACCCGUGUGCCGUUUAGCAAGGCAGCUGGGACACUACCUGCGGGAUUAGACAGUGUGUCCCACUGAAGAAGACCCUGGCCUGUGCAGCCAUGCUGAUGUAUGAUUACCCUCCAGCGACAGACAUGGACACGUCAUUCUAUCCUUCCUUAAUGAACCCACCAGAACCGUACAGAGUUAUCUUCCCCCAUCCUGCCCCGCUCUAUCAGAUGCACUUGCCCCCCUUCGCUGCCUCUCACAAUCCCAGCAACCCCACGCAGAACCAGCUGGAGCCGGUGGACCUGUCCGUGAGCAAGCGCUCCUCCUCGCCACCGCAUUCUUCGUCCUCCUCCUCCGUGGCCUCCAGUCCCAGCUCCCCGCCCUCCCCGUACAGCCGAGCGUCUCCUCGCUCCCCGCUCUCCCAGCUGCGCUGCUCUCCGUCCCAUGCCCUUCCUCCGGCGGCCCCCUCCGUGCCGUACCAUUCCAUGGUGACCCCUGUGAUCAGCUCCAGCCCGGGGGUCAUGGUGUCCCCGGUCAUGGUGCCAAUUCUCUACUCCCCUCACCUGCACCUACAGCCACAGAUAAUAAUGAGCCCGAGUGCUGUCAACGACGAGGAGCGCCGUCAAAGCAGGGAGCACGCCUCAGGUCAUUCCACGAAGCCGCCAGAGAGCCACGACAUGACCGAUGGCCACGACAGCCACAAGGCGGUGAAAACGGAGACUCGUGCGGAUCUGGGUCCCGACCCCAACUGCUUCCAUGAAGUGAAAUCCCCCGUCAUCAGGAAACUGUCUGAAUACGAGUGCAACGGCCAGUCAGUGAUAACUAUUAUCAGCUCAAAUCCACAGCAUCCUCUCCCGCCUGACUCUCCUGACUCUUUGAAGAAGCGGCGCAUUCACCGCUGCGACUUCUCAGGCUGCAACAAAGUGUACACCAAAAGCUCCCAUCUCAAAGCCCAUCGUAGGACGCACACAGGUGAGAAGCCCUACAAGUGCACGUGGGAAGGCUGCACAUGGAAGUUCGCCCGCUCGGAUGAGCUGACGAGACACUACCGCAAGCACACGGGGGUCAAACCGUUCCAGUGUCCGGACUGCGAGCGCAGCUUCUCCCGCUCCGACCACCUGGCUUUGCACAAGAAACGCCACCUCCUCGUGUAACACCUCGAUUAAGUAACCUGAAAGAAAUUCUGGGCCAGGUUGGACAGUGCUACUUUGACCUGAAAGGGUUAAAACAGCUGGCCUUACACAAUGGACUCUGACAGAAGGUGGGAAAAUGUUCCUCGGGUGCCUGUUUCGACCUUUUUUCUUUUUAACUCAGACUGAGCGAGAGCUUUUGAAAGCUGUCAGCCCUGUGAUCAGCUGUGGAAGGUCCAAGAACUGUUUUUCUUUUUUUUGUUCUUUUUUAAGAGGUGCUGCUGCUUCUUAGCUGGCCUGAGAGCAGCGCCCUCUUGUGGCUACAAACCAAAUCCCAUCAACAUUCCGUCAAGCCUCUGUGCACCAUCAGCUAUCAUUCUCUAUAAAGUUCAUGUGAUUUUUCCACACAGGCCAAUAAAAUGUGAAACUUUUCCAGAAUGUAUCAUAUCACACCGUCUAUGCAUUGUGUCAUACUUCAGUCUUUUUUGCUGUCACCAGUGGAUCUACCCGGUGACCCUCGUUUCCACUUCCUCCACGGACUGCCACGUUGAAACACCACACACCUCAUCUGCCUCCGAAAGCAUAACAUUUUGCUAAAUGAAGUGAUGAUCAGUAGUUUCGCACUUGCUUUCUCUUCGGUAUAUAUUGCGUAAAACACAUCAAAAACACUUGCACUUAUUCAAAGUAGCUUUGCCGUAAUUUCUUCAUGCUUCGGGUGAAAAGAAAAAAGUGGGUCUCAUUCAUUGUCAGAGUGAAGUGUUUAUGAAUGCUUUUCUUUCAGAAAUGUGAAAGUUGUUGCAUUGGGGCAUUAUUUUGUGAGUGUGGGACAAAAAAGCAUCACUCAGUUUGAUGAGGGUAGAAGAAAUGUUAUUUUUUACCAAUUACAGAUUGAUGUAUCUAUGAAUUUUGACCGUGGUAUCUGUUUGUAUUGAAUGACACUUUUUUAUGCUAAAGAAAAAUGAUCUAAGCAGGGAAAAUUUCUCAAAAAAAUUUAGUUUUUCAGGAAAAGUAGUGUUUUUUCUUCUUCUUUGAUCCCACUAUAGAGAAAAUUAUGUGUUGAAAUCAAGAGUCUAAAGUUUUUACUACCAAAUGUCACAAUAGGAAAUGUUCUGAUUUGAAAAAAUCUGUUCAUUUUUUUACACACCUGGAGAAUAAAAGAGCGUAUUUGUACAUCUCCAACGUGCACUUUAAGUAAUUUUAUAUGUAUAAAAUAGCAUAGAGGUAUAUAAAUCAAGAAUAUUGUCAUUCCCAAGGCCAAACAUUUUAAUUCCUCUGUUUGGGUUCCCUUUUUUACCCUUAAUUUGAUGAUCAAAUUGAUCAGAAAUGUUCAUCAAAUUUGUCAAGUUCUAAUAAUAUAAUGCCUGUCUGUCAUUUAUUCAUAUGUAUACAAAUUUACAUACAGAAUGUAGCAGCUCAAGUGUUCUGCAUUUGCUCCUUAAUACAGUUUUUAAUUGCAGUUUUUUGCUUUUUUCAUUCUGCACAUGUAAGUUGUGAUAUGUUAUGAUUGAUUAUUAAACAGAAAGGGCAAUUAAAGGUUUUUAUUAAGCAUGAUUUUAUAUUCAGAAAUUUAUAAGAUGUCUUUAAUAAACUAUUUCUCUUUCUACUCUGAACUUUGUUCAAAGGGAACUUUAUUAAACUGUGAACAUAUAACUGUAAAGGUCUGUAUGCCAUUUUAUGUUUUUAAAUUGAAUAUUCUUAUUACUCAAUAAACCUAUUGGUAACAUUUUCAA